Messenger RNA from Emiliania huxleyi CCMP1516, 1101 nucleotides. RefSeq lists its product as hypothetical. The record is from RefSeq and is a predicted model, not a curated record. Lineage: Eukaryota; Haptophyta; Isochrysidales; Noelaerhabdaceae. The transcript is spliced from 2 exons. The coding region runs from base 1 to 1101 and encodes 366 amino acids.
AUGACAAACACCCAAGACAACUUCGAGCAGUGCUCGGCCUUCUACGACAUGUUCAAGAAGCAGUGCCAGGGGCUGCUCGACCUUCGCACGGCCACCACGUACCAGGACUUGAGCAUCUUCGACAAGCAGGCGCCCGUGAACGACCUGUCGUUCGCCGACAGCACGACGGGACGGCCGUGGGCCGAGUGCGGCCACUACACAAGGCAAUGGUGGGGCGUCGACCUCGGGAGCGAGAUGUAUGUGCGCUACGUGCGGCUGCAGAACCGCAAAGACUGCUGCCCGGAGCGGCUGACGGACGUCGACAUCUAUCUCGGCUCGACGGCGGAGACGUACACGGGCAACGCGCUGGUGAAGUCGGACGUGAGCGUGUCGUCGAACGUGAUGUUGGAGGUGGAGAUCAACGCGUUGGGGCGCUACAUCUACCUCAACCGGCCGUCUGCGGCGGGGCUGACGGUGUGCAAGUUCUACGUCUUCGCUACGCCCGCGCCGCCGCCGUCACCAUCACCGCCUCCACCGCUGCCGCCACCUCCGCCGCCACCGUCGCCGCCGCCGCCGCCGCCGCCACCUCCGCCGCCACCGUCGCCGCCGCCGCCGCCGCCGCCACCUCCGCCGCCACCGUCGCCGCCGCCGCCGCCAGCGCCGCCGCCGCCGCCGCCGCCGCCUGACGUGCAGCUGCUCGACCUCAGCGCCGCCACCACGUACCAGGACUUGAGCAUCUACGACAAGCAGGCGCCCGUGAGCGACCUUGCAUUCGCCGACAGCACGACGGGACGGCCGUGGGCCGAGUGCGGCCACUACACAAGGCAAUGGUGGGGCGUCGACCUCGGGAGCGAGAUGUAUGUGCGCUACGUGCGGCUGCAGAACCGCAAAGACUGCUGCCCGGAGCGGCUGACGGACGUCGACAUCUAUCUCGGCUCGACGGCGGAGACGUACACGGGCAACGCGCUGGUGAAGUCGGACGUGAGCGUGUCGUCGAACGUGAUGUUGGAGGUGGAGAUCAACGCGUUGGGGCGCUACAUCUACCUCAACCGGCCGUCUGCGGCGGGGCUGACGGUGUGCAAGUUCUACGUCUUCGCCUCAGCCGCACCGCCUGGGCGCUAA